This is a messenger RNA of Amborella trichopoda, 1563 nucleotides long. Its product is annotated as putative plant SNARE 13. NCBI's taxonomy places the organism in Eukaryota, Viridiplantae, Streptophyta, Magnoliopsida, Amborellales, Amborellaceae. Gene Ontology annotation, biological process: vesicle fusion. Gene Ontology annotation, molecular function: SNARE binding; SNAP receptor activity. The record is from RefSeq and is a predicted model, not a curated record. Gene Ontology annotation, cellular component: SNARE complex; endoplasmic reticulum membrane; late endosome membrane.
CGUUUCUUCUCCGAUUCCCUCUCCGUUCCCUGUUUUUCAAAAAACCCUAAUUUUUUUCUUCCUCUUUCAAUGCGCGUUCAAAUCGUUGUUACCUUGGCCCUAAUUUUGAAUUCUUAGGGCUCUUUCACUAGGGUUCGGGAUUCAUAUUCUUUCUCGUCUAUUGAAUCUCUGGUCAGAGUUUAUAUUUUCCUUCUAUUUUCCCUAAUGGAGAAGCAAGAUUUCAAUUUGAAUUUGAUUUGAUAAGGCUUCUCUGCGGAGGUUUUUGGAUCGUGUGAAAUUUUAGGAGGAGAAGCCAUGGCCUACGAUUUGAAGCUCACUGGUCAGCUAGAACAGAUCGAUGGAGAGUUGCGAGAUCAUUUUCGCACUCUUGCGAAUGGCUUUCAGAAGUUGGAUAAGAUCAAGGACCCAAAUCGACAGAGCAAGCAAUUAGAAGAACUGACGGGAAAGAUGAGAGAGUGUAAGCGGCUGAUCAAAGAAUUUGACCGUGAAAUUAAAGAGGAAGAAAGUGGAAAUCCUCCAGAUGUCAACAAGCAACUCAAUGAAAAGAAACAGUCGCUGAUCAAAGAGCUGAAUUCAUAUGUGGCACUACGGAAAACGUACACUAGUAGCCUUGGAAAUAAAAGAGUUGAACUAUUUGAUAUGGGAGCUGGUGGUAGUGAGCCUGCAGCAGAGAGUAAUGUGCAGAUGGCUUCAACAAUGUCGAAUCAGGAACUUGUCAAUGCUGGCACGAAAGCUAUGGAUGAGACUGAUCAACGCAUUGAAAACUCAAAAAAGGUUGUUGAGCAAACUAUUGAAGUGGGAGCUCAGACUGCAGCUACAUUGAAGGGACAAACGGAACAAAUGGGAAGAAUCGUUAAUGAACUGGACACAAUCCAGUUCUCAAUUAAGAAGGCCUCCCAGUUGGUGAAGGAGAUUGGUAGGCAGGUGGCCACUGAUCGGUGCAUCAUGAUGUUCCUAUUUUUAAUCGUCUGUGGUGUGAUAGCAAUUAUUGUUGUGAAGAUUGUGAACCCCCAUAACAAGGACAUAAGAGACAUCCCUGGCUUGGCACCUCCAGCCCCAACAUCAAGGAGAUUGCUUUCCUUCCCAAAUUCGCCAAGCUACAUUUGAGAUGCGCAUUUUCUAUGGAGAUGUUUCAUGUUGAUUAUUGGCCAUAUAUUUCCACACGAGCUCUCAGAAAACAUGACUACCAGACCAGAUGAUGCAGGUGACAAGAAAGCCUUUUCAUGUGUCAUCUCACUUGUUUAUUUCCAUUUCCAGUUCAGAUGAGUCCCUCGAGAGCUGAAUAUGUGUGUGAAUAGCUGAUAUUCUUUUUGCGGUUUUAUGAUUCUUUAGCCAUGUAAAAAUUGCAUUUCGAGGCCUGUGAUUUCUUCAUCUUCCAUCCUCAGAUCCCUGUUGAGAAUGCAUUGUCCUUUGUUUGAGUGCUUUUUGCUCUGUGUAAAGCUUUGAGAUUCCUAGUGUAUGACCCUGGACAUCCAUGGAGUAUCAUAUAGGAUGGUAUGUAAUAUUAUUGUUAUUUUCGUUGAUUCCUUGGACAAAAGAUGUUGUUCAUAUUGAACCGUGGAA